CAAAAUAAUAAUAAUAAUAAGCGACGGCGCAGGCGCUUUAAACACCAAUUGUAAUACAUAUAUAUACCUAAGAUACAAUCGUGUGGCACACGACGUGUGCGCUAGAACUUAAAAGACAGCUCUCACAUAAAGUUUAAUUCGAUUGUUUUAACAAGUGUCAUAGUGUCAAAACGAAAAAAUCUGCUAGGUUUUUUUUAAUCUGCAAAUAAAUUCGGUGCCCACAAAAAUUGUUAUUUUUCGGAUUAUGCCCAGAAAGGAACAAUACUACACAAGGGUAGGAGAAAAACCCCAUUCGCAAUGGGGCGGAUUAGCGAAUAUCAUCCCUUGGCCGCAUCGGAAUGUCCACCACGAAAGGAUGCCAGUCGAGAGUCCGAGCAUAUCUGCGUGUACAACUCAAACGAACCUGUCAUCGUUGGACUUGCAGUCAUCAUCAACGAUCAACAUUCAGAUCGGCUUUCAAAGGAAAAUGUUGGGGGAAAAUUUAAAGAACGCCAUUCCAGAGGUGGAACCUCUCAACGCAAGAAAAGAGGAGCUAGAACUUACCAUUCCAGAAGAUGCGCCAAGAUCCUUUAAGUUUACGCAAGCGAAAACACAGUUAUUGGCUGCAGUGGCGGUAUCAUGGGUUUCUAUGAUCAUCGGUUACUCUUCUGCCUACACAGCUCCAGCAGAGCACUCUUUAGAAGAAGAUUUUGGUCUAAAGGAUGACAAGAUGACAUGGGUCACCAGUCUAAUGCCUUUGGGCGCCUUGGUUGGCGGAAUUUUCGGCGGGACUUUUAUCGAAUACCUAGGACGAAAAUGGACUUUAUUGGUCACCAAUAUUUUAUUUUUGACCGCUUGGACCAUCACUUAUCUUGCCCAAAACGAAUUCUACUUGUACAUCAGCAGAACUAUGAUUGGUACUAGCGUUGGUAUAGCCUCUCUAACUCUGCCUGUUUAUUUGGCUGAAACAAUCCAACCUGAGGUCCGCGGUACUUUAGGCUUGUUGCCCACCGCUUUCGGUAAUAUUGGUAUCCUGGUUUGCUAUUUAUUCGGAACCAUCUAUCAAUGGCAAGAGUUGGCUUUGGUCGGGAUAAUCCUUUCCGUUCCGUUUAUGGUGCUUUUUAUCUGGCUUAUACCGGAAACGCCCAGAUGGUUCAUCUCCAAGGGAGAGCUGGAUAAAUCCAGAAACGCUUUGAAAUGGCUGAGAGGUUCUGAAGCUAACAUCGAUAAGGAAUUCAACGAACUGGCUGAAAACCAAAAGCAAUCCGAGGAGAACUUCAACAUGAAGGAUCUUUUCACUAGAAACAACGUUAAAUUGCUGUUCAUUGUGCUUGGGUUGAUGUUUUUCCAGCAAAUGAGCGGCAUCAACGCCGUCAUCUUCUACACUACGAAAAUCUUCGAAGCCGCAGGUUCCAGCCUGGAUAAAACCGUAUGCACCACGAUUGUAGGAGUAGUGAACUUCGUAUCGACCUUCAUUGCCGCCACCUUAAUCGACAAACUCGGGAGGAAGAUCCUUCUGUACAUUUCCAGUGUCGCCAUGAUGGUCUCCUUGGCCGUCCUUGGGGCCUAUUUCUACUUGAAGAAUCACGGCGUGGACGUGAACGAGUACGGAUGGCUGCCGUUGGCGGUGUUCAUCAUUUACGUGCUUGGAUUUUCGUUGGGCUUCGGCCCGAUUCCAUGGUUGAUGAUGGGCGAGAUUUUGCCGGCCAAAAUCAGGGGCACAGCGGCCUCCAUCGCGACCGGAUUCAACUGGCUGUGCACUUUUAUUGUAACCAAAACCUUUUUGCUUAUCAUUGGAGCUAUCGGCGAGGAAGGUACUUUUUGGCUGUACGGGGCUAUCGUCACAAUAGCUUUGGUGUUUGUAAUCCUAUUUGUGCCGGAAACCAGAGGCCAAAGUCUGCAGGAUAUUGAAAGAAAGUUGGCAGGAAUCAAGGUUAGAAGAAUGAGCUCUUUAGCCAAUUUGAAACCUUUCCCCUCGACAUUGGCCUAGGUUUGAGGAGUUGAAUCUCUAAGUCUUAAGUAUUUAUAUUUAAAAAAUUUUAAAGAUAUAUUUUUAUAUGUAGUUUUUUUUCUUUUAUACUUCCUCCUCCUUUGGAGAUUUCCUAGCUUAGGUGUAAUGUAUCAUUACAUUUAUGACAAUUAGGUGAGAAUAUAUUUGUGAUAUUUGUUGUAAAUAAACGAACGUAGUUAUA
This is a messenger RNA of Brassicogethes aeneus, 2171 nucleotides long. NCBI's taxonomy places the organism in Eukaryota, Metazoa, Arthropoda, Insecta, Coleoptera, Nitidulidae. The record is from the annotation of a GenBank genome assembly.